Octodon degus (degu) is the source of this 1306-nucleotide messenger RNA. Its product is annotated as DNA excision repair protein ERCC-6-like 2. Bases 111 to 1076 code for a protein of 321 amino acids. The record is from RefSeq and is a predicted model, not a curated record. The transcript is spliced from 2 exons. NCBI's taxonomy places the organism in Eukaryota, Metazoa, Chordata, Mammalia, Rodentia, Octodontidae.
GUGCCACCUCUGCUCCUCAAGGAAAGGAGAUUUCUAAUUGUAUCAUUUGUACACAACUGCUUUUGAAAGCCUUGCUAAAGGACACCUAUCAUUGAAAACAGUUUGAUGAAAUGGCCUCUUAUUUUAACUCCUGUUCUGUAAAGGAAUUUGCUAAACAUAUAACUAAUGCUACGUCAGAAGAACGACAGAAAAUGCUAAAAGACUUUUAUGCUUCUCAGUAUCCAGAAGUAAAAGAAUUUUUUGUGGAUACAGCUUCAGAAUUGAUCACAUCUUCCCAGAAGGAAGAAGAGAGAGUCAAGAAGGAAUCUAAAGAAAGAGAACCUCUUACAAAAGAAAAGCUCUCAAAUUCUAAAGCUUUGUCAUUUCAUGAUUCUACCAGCAAAUUUUCCCAGACUUAUAUCCCAAAAAUAAAUAAAGGAAAAUCAGUUAGGUUUCAAGAUCACAAUUCCUGUAGAGAAAAAACAUUUUCUAACAAUACAGAAGUUAAAGAAUCACCCACUAACACUAUGCAAGAGAUUGACAGUGGAAAAAACAGCCACGCAUCCAGAGGCGCUGGAGCCUCUCACUUUCUGCACAGGAAGUCUGAGAGCCAGGAGAGCAUGUUAAAGAAUACUCUGAAAGAACAGCAGGACUUCACAGGAAUAGGCAUUGCAAGAAAUGGACCCCUUUUCAAAUUACAAAACAGAAAGAUAGAAAAUCCAGUAUUCGAAAGCACUUGUGUGAAAGGCUUACUUGGUGACACUUCUAUUCUUGAUGACCUCUUUAAAAAUCAAGGGAACAGUUCCAUAGGACUGCCAAAGAAAGUUCUUCCAGGGUCUGUGGAGAAAGCAACGAAGAGACCAAAAGAUUUCUGGGACAUCUUGAAUGAGCAGAAUGAUGACAGUCUCAAUAAACUCACUGACUUGGCAAUGAUAGAGACGCUGUGUGAAAAAGCACCCCUCACCGCAGCCUCUGGAAGGAAAGCAGUGCUAGAGCCAUCUCUCUGGAAACCAAAUGAGAAGUUCUUGUGGAAGCCAUUUAACCCAGGAGACAUGGAUGAAAAUGCCACCUUACAAAGGAGUGACACAGACAUAUAAAUGGAUGCAUACACCAGUGAACCACUACCCUCAGUAUAGACAGCACUGUAUUCCACGCUAAUUAUAUUACUGUGAACAUCACUGUCAACCUAUAUUUUAAAUUUUUGUUUUAGGGCUUUUUAGUCUAAAAUAUCAUGAAUUUGUUUUCUUUAAUAUCUGAUGUGAUCUCUUAAAAAUAUGGCUGUGUUUUAAUAUAAACCUUUGUUAUGAAAUAAAAAGCAUUCUAGAUU